UAUGCUGCCAACUGGUAUGCAGGGUGAACGUUCGCGCCCGGCGCCAUUUUUAAUUUUUCGCGCGUUUUCCCACAUUUUCGCGAUCAUCACGUACUGAAAUUCCCAGUGUCCUUAUGAAGGAAGUAAUUUUAGAUUUACUUUGGGAGUUAUCAAACAGCCGGUGUUUUCAGGAUAAUAAUUUUUACCGAAUACUAGAGAGGUUAACCCAAGAAUGAAACGCAAUGAGUCCGUGAAGAGCGUCACAAGGUUCAGGAGCGACCACCAGCGGCCGGCGUUGGCGCUGAGCUUCCGCCAGAACUCGCUUACGAUCGGCUCGCUCGCUCAACACUCCGCUUAUCUUGCUCAGAAAGCCUACAAGGAGGAAGAAGCUGGGGACCCUAAUAGCCAAGCGCCAGCUGUUUCUUGGUGUAAACUAUUUCGUUUCGCAAAACCAUGGGAGUUUGUACUACUAUUCGCGGGCGUCAUCUUCGCAACUCUAAGCGGCCUGUUUGUACCGGUUGGCGUUAUCGUCUACGGAGAGUUCACAUCGCUGCUGAUAGACCGCACGGUUAUGAACGGGACGUCUACACCUACCCUAACAAUCGCGUGGUUCGGUGGUGGGAGGAUUCUUACAAAUGCGAGCCCCGAAGAGAACCGUCAGGCGUUGAUUGAGGACUCCCAAGCUUUCGGCAUCGGAUGCACCAUAUUCUCUGUACUGCAGUUCAUCGUGUCGGCCAUCAGUGUGGACCUUUUCAACUAUGCUGCUCUUAGACAGAUUGACAGAGUAAAAAAAAGGUUCUUAGAAGCCGUGCUACGUCAAGAUAUUACUUGGUAUGACCUGAAUACAUCAAUGAACUUCGCGACGAAAGUGUCAGAUGACGUGGAGAAAUACCGCGAAGGUAUCGGCGAGAAGGUGCCAAUGUUCAUCUACCUGGUGAUGUCGUUUGUGACUGCGGUCAUUAUAUCGUUCGCAUACGGCUGGGAACUGACACUUGUAAUCCUGUCGUGUGCACCAAUCAUUAUAGCUACUACUGCUAUCGUUGCUAAGGUACAAUCAUCACUGACGACUCAAGAGCUGAAAGCUUACAGCAUUGCUGGCGUUGUUGCCGAAGAAGUACUGUCGUCGAUACGUACGGUUGUCGCCUUUGGGGGUGAAGAAAAGGAGAUACAAAGAUACCAAAAACGCUUAGAUCCAGCAAAGAAGAUGGGCAUACGGAAGGGAGUAUACUCGGGAAUCGGCAGUGGGGUAAUGUGGCUUAUCAUCUACGCAACUUACGCGCUGGCCUUCUGGUAUGGUGUAGGCUUGAUCUUGGAUAGCAGACAUGAGGAAGAACCGGUGUACACGCCUGCUGUGCUGAUGAUUGUAUUCUUCAGUGUCCUGCAAGGUGCCCAGAAUGUAGGUCUCACGGCCCCACAUCUGGAAGCCAUGGCCAGCGCUCGAGCGUCAGCUGGUGCGAUAUUUGCAGUGAUUGAUAGAAAACCCGCUAUUGACAGUCUCUCGGAGGAAGGUAGCAAACCUACAUUAGACGGCAACAUGGAGUUAAGGAAUGUUUACUUCAGAUAUCCAGCAAGACCAGAUGUCCAGGUCCUUAAUGGGCUAUCUCUGGAGAUACGCCGCAAUGAGACAAUAGCACUAGUAGGGGCCAGUGGAAGCGGUAAAUCCACAGUGCUACAACUACUUCAGAGGAUGUAUGACCCAGACGUGGGGUCAGUGAUCGCUUCAGGGAAUGACCUAAGAGAUAUCAAUGUGCAUCACUUUAGGAAUCACGUUGCUGUAGUUGGACAGGAGCCAGUGUUGUUCGCUGGGACAAUUAAGGAGAAUAUUCGAAUGAGUAAUCCACAAUGCACGGAUGAGGAAAUAAUUAUGGCGUCAAAACAAGCGUACUGCCACAGCUUUAUAAAGCAUCUGCCAAAUGGUUAUGACACAUUAAUAGGCGAGAGAGGUGCCCAAUUAUCAGGAGGACAGAAACAACGUAUUGCAAUCGCUCGUGCCUUAGUAAGGAAACCAAAGAUUCUCAUCCUGGAUGAAGCCACUUCAGCACUGGACUCACAAAGUGAAGCCAAGGUACAGAGGGCUCUUGAUGCUGCCGCUGCUGGAAGGACCACCAUUAUGGUGAGCCACAGAUUAGCAACUGUGCUUAAUGCAAACCGAAUUGUAUUCAUUGAGAAAGGUGAAGUCGUAGAAGAUGGUACUCACGAAGAACUGAUGGUCCUCCGAGGACGCUACUACCAACUAGUACUUGAGAAUGAACCCAGCAUCGCACCUGAUGCUAGUACCCCAGAAAGUUCUAAAAAACCUAACUCUAAUUCAACUACAGAUGCUAGGAUACGAAGACCGAAAUUAGAAAAACUGGUCUCGCUUGAUUCAAUGACGAGUGUCGAUAUAGAUGAAGAUUCAGGCUCCGAAGAUGAGGUAGAACCGGAUCAGAAGGAGGUGAAGGAAUAUGAACCGACGACUUGGGAAAUUAUGAAACUGUGUGAACCCGAGAAAUAUCUAAUGACCAUAGGAAUUAUUGCUGCGAUUGCUGUUGGGUCGUCCUUUCCAUGUUUUGCCAUCCUUUUCGGAGAGACUUAUGGUCUAUUGGAAAGUAAAGAUGAAGACUACGUACGUGGUGGUACCAAUUGGAUCGCAGUGCUCUUUCUAUUGGUUGGCGUGUACACUGGCUUCGGUAUUUUCUUCCAAAUAUAUAUAUUCAAUUUGACUGGCGUAAGGCUAACUGCAAGGCUCAGGGUAGCUGCUUUUAAAACAAUGCUGGCGCAGGAGAUGGGAUGGUUUGACCACCCUCUUAACGGCAUCGGAGCUCUGUGCGCCCGCCUUGCUGCCGACGCUGCAGCUGUGCAGGGGGCAACUGGCACGAGGAUCGGUGCGCUGAUGCAAGCGGCCGCCACAAUCUCCAUUGGUAUCCUAGUAUCAAUGUACUUCACGUGGCGCAUGACUCUCGUCUCCCUCGUUUCGGUACCGAUGGUGAUAAUAGCCGUGGUGCUCGAGGGCCGAAUACUGGCUGAGGGUAUUGCGACGAUCAGAGAAGCUUCUAACAAAGCGACAACCAUAGCGACAGAAGCGAUCACCAAUAUUAGGACCGUGUCUGCUUUUUGUGGCGAAAAGAGCAUACUCGCUCGUUACAAUACGGCAGGGAUAAACGCACGAUUAGCGGCUAGAAAGAGUUUACGUUGGCGAGGUUGCGUGUUUGCUUUCGGGCAAACUGCUCCCGUAGCUGGCUACGCGCUGUCUCUAUGGUAUGGUGGUAUUCUUGUGGCAAAUCGGGAGGUGCCUUACAAAGAUGUUAUAAAAGUCUCAGAAGCGCUUAUAUUCGGCGCUUGGAUGAUGGGACAAGCUUUAGCGUUCGCACCUAACUUUGGCGCAGCUGUGUUAGCGGCGGGUCGUGUCAUGACGCUCCUCGAGAGGAAACCACUCGUUGAAAGUACACACGCUCCUUCCGUAUCUGAGAACUAUGUCGCAGAUGGUAAGAUCCAAUACAAAAACAUAAAGUUCCGUUAUCCAACGCGUCGCGAAGUUCAAGUGUUGCGUGGACUUUCACUGGCGAUUCCCAAAGGAAAACGCGUAGCACUCGUUGGACCUAGUGGCUGCGGAAAAUCCACUCUCAUACAACUUCUACAGAGGCUGUACGAUCCCGACGACGGUAAUGUGUAUUUGGACGAUCACAGCAUAGUGGGCGACAUGCGACUAUCAACCCUCCGUCGGAACUUAGGUAUCGUGUCUCAAGAGCCAGUACUUUUUGAUCGCACCAUCGCUGAGAAUAUCGCGUACGGUGACAACACGCGUGACGUGCCUAUCGAAGAGAUCGUUAAAGCUGCAAAGGCUGCUAAUGUUCAUACGUUUAUCGCCGCAUUACCUGAAGCUUACAACACGCGUAUCGGUGCACGCGCGUCCCAACUGUCCGGCGGACAAAAACAGCGGAUUGCCAUCGCCCGUGCGCUUGUGCGCAACCCACGCGUGUUGCUGCUCGAUGAAGCUACAUCUGCGUUGGACACUCACAGCGAAAGGGUGGUUCAAGAAGCUCUAGACAGAGCGAGCGAAGGCAGAACAUGCCUCAUAAUAGCCCAUCGCCUCGCUACUAUAAAGAACGCGGACGUCAUAUGCGUCAUCGACCAGGGUGUGGUCGCCGAAAUGGGAACGCAUAACGAACUUAUCGCAUUAAGGAAAAUAUACGCAAAGCUCUAUGAACUGCAGUGCGGAUUUGUUGAAGAGAGCGAAGAGAAUCUAGCCGACGAACAGGAAACAUAGACAAGCAAAAUUAUAGAAGGUCGCACAAACGUGGAAGCAAGCUUGAAAUAAAACAAAAGAAAAUCGUCUUUUAUGACGAUAUUUUCUAACAUCAAGUUCCAAUUAUAUGAAAUGAAGAAAAUUACAUUUAUACCAGUAAAAAAUUUUCAUCCUUGUUUAUGCUGAAGUAGGUACCUACUACUAGUUAAAUUUCCUAAAUAAUAUUUAAACUAGUAGUAACCUACCCUCAAUAGUUUUAAGGUUAGUUUAAUGUUAUUUAAUGCCAAUUGUCGAUAUCUAUCAGAAAAUAUAUCCACAAGUGUAACCGAAAAGUUGUGACUAUAAAAUAGUUGACGCAAAUACACUCGACGCAAUUUCGCCAAUUUAUUGUCCUUCAUUACCUGAAUUCUAAGUACCUAUUAUAAUAAACGUUGGCCGAACUUACUUAAAUUAUAAGGUUAAAUGGCAAGUUAAUAAAAUAACGUUCUAGUCAUUAUAUAUUCUUUAAAAUUUUGCAUUAUAAAUAUCUUUUUUUCGUCCACUUAUUUUAUUAUUAACUUUGCACAUUGUAUAAACCAACCAAUUUACCAUUCCGAAAAACACCCUAGCUAGUACAUUCCCUUGAAAGCAAAACCCUCUUACAUUCCUGUAGUAAAAGACAGUCUUAAAACUAACAUAAUAUCUAUCUAUGUAUUGCACUUAUUUUGUAUAUAUCAUAACCUAAAUGGACGGCUCUAAAAACAAUGCAAUUUAUUUCAUCAGUGAGGAGAGAUUGCGGUCUCUUCUCUAAAAGUUUAGUUUAGUAUAAUAACAUUAGGGUUUUAGCCAGUAUUUCAAUACCUAGCCCUAAUUUUGGUUGUAAAUCUCUCAACAAAUGUGUUAACAGGUCAAAAAUAUUCUCUUUUAAUAUAACUCUUUUGUAUCAAGGCACAUCAAGGCACAUAUUAUUGUAACUAAUCAGUUUAGUCUUUAUUUAAUGUUUUCAAUAUAAGGAAGGAUUUAAAGUUUGUAAAUACUUACCUGUUAAUUUAUUUCCUUACGUUAUGUUUUUCGAACCGUUAAACGCUCGGUUAUAUAUAUUAUUUAUAUUGUUUCCGCACGUGAAAGAACCUUUCAAAAAACGCCUAAGUGUAACCAAACUAUUCAUCACAGAACCAGACGGUCCAAAAAAUGGAAAAGGUACAUAUAAAAUAAAAUACUACCUAAUCUCUUGUUUUUGAAGUUAUAAAUUAUUUUGGGUGCCUACUUACAAAAAAUGUAAUUAACACAUUUUGAUUUGUAGUGUUCAUUGUAAACUGAUAAAUAAUGUGAUUUGCAGAACAUCCGCUGUUGCUUGUAAAACAUUUAUAUUUAUUUCGACUUAACUUUAAUUUAAAAAAAAAAUCUAAAUUUUUGCAUAAAAUGGUGCCACCAUACACAACCACAACACAAUACCUACCUUAUUGACAAUCUUUAGACGUGCGAGAGAAAAAUUCUUUAAUUACAAAGAUACAAUAAAAUAAUGUGUACGACAAACUAAAAAGAUAGUCAAGAUUAUGUUUCAAGGUUCUAACUGCACUAGACAAGCGGUAAAACCUUAGUGUAUGACGACAUAACAUAAACAGCGAUAAUGGUGCUAAUUCUUCAAUAUGACAGUAACCAUAACACAAGCUACGCUUACUUUGGGGCUAGAUGGCGAUGUGUGUAUUGUCGUAGUAUAUUAAUAGGUACAUCUAAUAGUGUAGUCCUUUUCACAAUUUGCUUGUGGAAAAGAAUUGUAUUACUUUUCUAUCUGAACGUAGCACUUAAAAUUUAAAUCUUUGCUAUUGUGAAGCACAAAAUUAGUGCUGGACUAAGUAUUUUUUAAGCUUUUUAUAUGAAACCGUAAUAGACAAAUUAUAAUGUAGACCGAUUCAUAAAAGUUAUCUAGUUGAUAAGUAUUUAGUGCUUUAAAUAUUAAUUCCGUUUUUAUAAAUCUGUUAUUUGUAGUCAAUUAAAAUCCCUAAUGUAAAUAAUUGUAUACAAAUUGAAUUUGUAUGAUAAAAAGUCCUGUUCCAUGCACAAUUAAUUCCUCUGAAAAACCUUAAACCUAAAAUCGAUUGACCUUUGUUCCUUUGUAGGUAUAGUUCUUCUAUCUUAUAAAGACCGUUUGGCUAUAACGCGUUUUUCGGUUGGUUGAUAACAGGAUGUUUAUUUACACGCCAUAGUAAAUGUAGAUUGAAAUGACCGUUAAUCGCUUUACUUCUCAUUAAGUGGCCACAGUCAAAGCUUUGCUCCUUCGCAAGCCAGAAGUAGUUUUCUAGGAUCGAAAAAAUGGAUCUUAUUGCGAUUGUCUCAAAGCUCGAAUUUUUCUUCUCCAUUUCUUUAGCUCGGGCUUUUGACAAAACGUUGAUUCAAAAAAUCACAAGGACAGAAUUCACGAUUCCAACACGAGCGACUUUAGGUAAAUUUUUACUUUGAUGAUACCUAAUUAAAUACUCGAAAACGACUCCUCGAUUACUAGGGAGCAAAUCUUGUACUAUAGGGUCUCUGGGCGGAUGGUGGGCUAUCCGCGUACCGCAACUACGGCAGGGGUGGGUGGCCGUUUAUUGGUAUGUUCUCCUGUCGGAGGGAUGGACAUGCCAGGCCGCUAUGUCCUGGAUGUUAGGACGGGCUGAGGGCUGACAUCUGAGUAAUGCAAUGAAGACGUACGAAUGGAUACAUGUUAUGUACGCCCGCAAAAGACCACACGGCGUCCAAAUGGUGUCAUUAGCGACGUCUACAUCUGCGUCCUGCGUUUGGCCAAUCACAACACUUGAAUCAAAACAGCAUGGCUUGUCAAUGGUCGCACGUAGAACGCACGCUUGAACGCCACAGAAGACGCUGUAUAUAUAGUUAUUGUCAAGUGUCCUGCAACUCGGGAUUUAUUGUUUCAACGUACAGAUGUACAAUCUACUUGUCAUUACACUAAACUAUUACAACCAACACUAAACGGGCUUUAUGAUAUUUGAGGAUUUCUCAAAAUUUAACCGUUGACCGGAUGUAAUGCGUCAAAUAUUAAUGAGAACGUAUUACUGCAACACGGAUUUAAAAGCACGCCUAAUUUGGAGGUUAUGCUUAUACGCACAUCUUAUUAAACCACUUGAUCUAUAAAAUCUCCCUUAUGAUGCAAUUGUGUAAAACAUAUAUUAAAAGGCAACCAUUGUUACUUGUUGUAUAAGUCAGCUUUAAAAGGUCGCCACUGAUCUACACCGCACCGCUCAAGAACAGUACACGCACGUUUGCGCUGUUUUAACAUGCGCCCAUCCCGCAAUAUGCAUUUUUACGAAAUUAGAAUCCACAUUUUGUGAUUACUAUCACACGUAACUAUUUUUCAUCACAAGCUUUGAAAGCAUUGACGAAAUUUUGCAUCACUUUUUAUUUAGACCUGAGCAAAUGAAACGUGUAUAACCAAUAGAUAGUAGUAAUAAUAAUCAACCCAGAAACGAUUAUUCAGAUGCAAUCGCCUGUAGAAGCGAAUUGAGUCUAUUUUUAUUGAUUGUCGCUGUCCUCAUAUGUCUAUCUUUACCUGCAAAUAUCUCUGUAACGUGGCACUUUGGGGUAACAUUUUUUGAUCGCCUUUCGCCCUCUUCUCUGGAAACAAUUUUAAUCUUAAUAAAGGUACUGAAAGUACCGAACGAUCUGCAAGAUCCUUCGCUUCUACGAAUUGACUUGUGUAUUCCAUUCUUCAGAAAUAGAAACUGUAGGAGCAGUGCUGUCUAGAUCAGUGUUGACCAUAACGUGCCUUCAUUAAAAUAAUGCGUCUUUUGUAAUAAUGUCUAAAUUAAUUUGCUUUGAAUAGAUGUAUUUUUAAAUCGAAUUGAUUAGAUAUGGACGUGAUUGAAAAUUAUUGAUUUAAUAAUAUUUUAAGCAUUUCUAGCCAAUUGUACUAUAAUAGCCAUUUAACAUGCUCAAACAAAGUGAUUGUGAUGGUUUUAAAGAUAUUUUUCUAUUGACCAGGACGCGUUUUGCGAAUGUAUUUAAUUUAGUUGUAAAUUGUAAUCUGUAGAAUACUAAAGAAAUAUAUUGUGGAAUUGA
Pararge aegeria (speckled wood butterfly) is the source of this 8239-nucleotide messenger RNA. Its product is annotated as multidrug resistance protein homolog 49-like. Gene Ontology annotation, biological process: transmembrane transport. The transcript is spliced from 24 exons. Bases 212 to 4225 code for a protein of 1337 amino acids. The record is from RefSeq and is a predicted model, not a curated record. Gene Ontology annotation, molecular function: ATP hydrolysis activity; ATP binding; ABC-type transporter activity. NCBI's taxonomy places the organism in Eukaryota, Metazoa, Arthropoda, Insecta, Lepidoptera, Nymphalidae. Gene Ontology annotation, cellular component: membrane.